UUUAACCGACGUUAAAAAUUGACGACCAUAGAGAGAAAUGGCGACUGCAACUGCAAGUUCUGGCCCUGCCUCUUCUUCUGAAACAUCAUCUGCAAAGCCUUGGCCUAAUAACAGAGAUGCUUACGAAAUCAAAACGGUCCUCGGUCAUGGAGCUACUGCGACUGUCCACAAAGCAAUCUGCCUUCCUCGUAAUGAGGAGUGCGCCAUCAAGAGGAUUAAUCUGGAGAAGUGCAACACGACCAUGGAAGAACUAGUGAAAGAGAUACAAGCAAUGUCUUUAUGCAAACACGUCAAUGUGGUACAGUACUACACCUCCUUCGUUGUUAAGGAUGAAAUUUGGCUUGUUAUGAGGCUGCUAGAAGCUGGCUCCUGUCUUGAUCUUAUCAAGUACAUGAUGAAGAAAGGAAAAGGAAAGGGAGGACUAUUUGAAGAAGCUGUCAUUGCAACAAUCCUUAAAGAAACGCUACUAGGUCUUGAAUACCUCCAUAAAAAUGGUCAAAUCCAUAGGGAUGUUAAAGCAGGAAACAUCCUCCUGAGUUCCGAUGGUACAGUCCAGCUUGCCGACUUUGGUGUCAGCUCGUGGAUUGCGACUGGUGGCGACCUCUCCCGUGAUAAGGUCCGUACGACCUUCGUUGGUACACCGUGCUGGAUGGCACCAGAGGUCAUGGAACAGGUGAAUGGAUAUAACUUCAAAGCCGAUAUCUGGAGUUUUGGUAUCCUGGCCAUAGAGCUAGCUACUGGUGCUGCACCCUAUGCAAAGUUUCCUGCCAUGAAGGUGCUGAUGCUAACUCUUCAGAAUGAACCGCCAAACCUUGAUUCCUGCUCAGAAAACAAAGAUGAAUACAAGAAAUACAGCAAGGAAUUCAAGAAAAUGAUCUCAAAGUGCUUACAAAAAGAUCCACAGAUAAGACCUGAUGCGUCUGAACUGCUCAAGAGUCCGUUCUUCAAGAAAGCCAGAGAAAAGAAGUAUCUUAUUGAGAGUCUCAUUCAAGAAGGACUCAAAGUCAGACAAGCACAGCAACAAAAUGUCAAACGAGUACCAGGGUCAAGCGGUCGCCUGCAUAGGACGGUAGACGGGGCAUGGGAAUGGUCAGACGAUGAACUGGACGAGAAUAGUCAGGAAGGUAAAGCGGCAAGCAUUGGACGAUCACCAAGGGUUGGGGCACAGUUCAAGGAGGCUCUAGAGAAUGAGAUGGGUACAAAGGCAGAACCAGAGACUAUCAAGAACGAGGAUGUGAAAUCAGUCAAUGCUCCAAGAAGCGGAGAGACAGAACAAAGUGUAGAAGGUGGAGAAGGAGGAGACCAAACCCCACCCCUAAGAAUCAUCCUCAGACUCAGGAAUGCAUCAAGGGAAUUGCAUGAUAUCAGAUUUGAGUUUAGAGUGGACCAGGACACACCCAACGGACUCUCUCAGGAACUGGUCAAGGAAGGUCUGGUCGACGGCAGGGAUGUCAUUGUUGUUGCAGCAAAUUUGGAGAAAGUUGUGAAAGAUCGGGAUUGUAAAUCUAGGACGUUUAGACUGAAUUCUGGUUGUGAAGUGAACGAAGUGGCAGACGACAAAGCUCUUAUAGGCUUUGCUCAGCUUACUGUCAGCUAGUCUUGCUUCAAGCCCCUAAAGGAUGUCUUGAAGACAGAAACUACACAAUGUAAAGGAAACGAAUGUAGGGUGUAUAGAGAUUUUUACAAUUAUAUUGCUUCUUUAAAAAGCUGGUAUCAAGUCACGCAUUGUUAAUUGUCAUGGAUUCA
This is a messenger RNA of Lytechinus variegatus (green sea urchin), 1746 nucleotides long. Its product is annotated as serine/threonine-protein kinase OSR1-like. The transcript has 13 exons. The record is from RefSeq and is a predicted model, not a curated record. Gene Ontology annotation, molecular function: protein serine/threonine kinase activator activity; ATP binding; protein serine/threonine kinase activity. Lineage: Eukaryota; Metazoa; Echinodermata; Echinoidea; Temnopleuroida; Toxopneustidae. The coding region runs from base 38 to 1597 and encodes 519 amino acids. Gene Ontology annotation, biological process: protein phosphorylation.